ACACCCGGAAAUUGGUGUGACGUAUUUCCUCUAAAACUCGGUUUGGACUAAACAACACCUAAAUAACAGUAGCACCGAGGAAAAAACAUCAAUUUGUUGGCGCCUGUGCAAAUAUUUACACGGGCGACACAUUUUUCUGAUAUCGUAACCGUCACAUCACAAAAUGCCUCAGAACGAGCACAUCGAGCUCCACCGCAAGCGGCAUGGUUACCGCCUGGACCACCACGAGAGGAAGCGCAAGCGGGAGAGCCGAGAGGCCCACACCAGAUCGCACAAGGCCCGCAAGAUGAUCGGUCUCAAGGCCAAACUCUACCACAAGCAACGGCACGCCGAGAAGAUCCAGAUGAAGAAAACCAUCAAAAUGCACGAGCAAAGGAAGACCAAGCAGAAGGAUGACGAGAAGACCCCCGAGGGUGCCGUCCCCGCCUAUCUGCUGGACCGUGAGGGCCAGACCCGAGCCAAAGUGCUCUCCAACAUGAUCAAGCAGAAGCGCAAGGAGAAGGCGGGCAAGUGGGAGGUGCCGCUGCCCAAGGUGCGAGCCCAGGGCGAAACGGAGGUGCUGAAAGUCAUCAGAACCGGGAAGCGCCAGAAGAAGGCGUGGAAGAGAAUGGUGACCAAAGUGUGUUUCGUUGGCGACGGAUUCACGCGGAAACCCCCGAAAUACGAGCGCUUCAUCAGACCCAUGGGUCUGCGUUUCAAAAAGGCGCACGUGACUCACCCUGAACUGAAGGCCACCUUUUGCCUUCCCAUUCUGGGCGUGAAAAAGAACCCGUCGUCCCCACUUUACACCUCAUUGGGCGUCAUCACCAAGGGAACAGUCGUGGAAGUCAACGUCAGCGAGCUGGGCCUGGUCACGCAGGGAGGCAAAGUCGUGUGGGGUAAAUACGCCCAAGUAACGAACAACCCCGAGAACGACGGCUGCAUUAAUGCGGUCUUGCUGGUUUAAGACUUUCAUUCAUUCAAAACCAAAAACUGUGCCUGGUGAGUUUGUGCUGCACAUGAGGACUUAUUUUUUAAGGAGAUACAGGACUACGUGUGACUCUCGUGUCGAUGUUUGAUACCAAUAAAGUUGAUGUUGAAGCAAACACGUGAGUACAAUUUGAAAGAAGAACAUUAAUUUUUAUUUUUGUGAUGUUCAUGAUGUCAUUUGUGGGAAAAAAAAAAAACAAGUGCCAAAACCGAAUAACAAAUUUGGCUGGUUGAGUCUUCCAUGUAAACAUUAAGGCAUGGGAAUACGUUUCAGUGUCACUGACAGCGAUAGACGUCCGAUCCUUUAGGACAUCUCCCGCUGUCAACGGCAGCAAACAUU
This is a messenger RNA of Corythoichthys intestinalis (scribbled pipefish), 1309 nucleotides long. It is a transcript of the gene nsa2, whose product is annotated as NSA2 ribosome biogenesis homolog (S. cerevisiae). Gene Ontology annotation, cellular component: nucleolus; preribosome, large subunit precursor. Bases 164 to 946 code for a protein of 260 amino acids. Gene Ontology annotation, biological process: maturation of 5.8S rRNA; maturation of LSU-rRNA. The record is from RefSeq and is a predicted model, not a curated record. The transcript has 6 exons. NCBI's taxonomy places the organism in Eukaryota, Metazoa, Chordata, Actinopteri, Syngnathiformes, Syngnathidae.